Molecule: messenger RNA, 446 nt
Organism: Camelina sativa (false flax)
Lineage: Eukaryota; Viridiplantae; Streptophyta; Magnoliopsida; Brassicales; Brassicaceae
Biological process (GO): systemic acquired resistance
Molecular function (GO): fatty acid binding
Source: RefSeq, a predicted model, not a curated record
UGUGGUAGAUCUUCGCCGGACAAUGAGGCGAUGAAGCUGGCUCCAUGUGCAGGUGCAGCUCAGGAUGCUAACGCCGCCGUGCCAGGAGGUUGUUGUGCUCAGAUUAAGAGAUUUUCUCAGAACCCUAAAUGUCUCUGUGCUGUUCUUCUUUCCGACACGGCCAAAGCCUCAGGCGUCCAGCCUGAGGUUGCCCUUACCAUCCCUAAACGCUGCAAUUUCGCUAACCGCCCUGUUGGUUACAAGUGCGGACCAUACACACUUCCGUAAAGUGUUGACGAUUAGAAAAGGAUAAAGGAGCCAUAACUGAACUUUAUGUGGAAGCUUGGAUUACUUGUCUCCAUGUACCGUAUAUUAUAUGAAUAACAAUAAUGUUUAUACUGUAUGUAUCAGUGUGAUUGUUAAUGGAUCUCUAUAUCAAUAUAUAUAUGAUAUGAUUUCACUCUCUA